UCCGCCUCCACGUCUGUCUUUCCUGGUCCAUGAUAGCCGGCUUGAUCGCCCAGUGACACCAGUGACAUAAAGGAGAGAUGUACUGGAGAUAGCAGAUGAGAAAAGUUAUGUGCAUGCGAUAUUCUGAUGUUAUGCAGCCGGGAAUGAGCAUGGGAUAUACAAUCGGAUACUGGACUGCAGCGCUACUGUGGACUAUUAACACCGGUCAAUUGACAAUGCAAUUUUAAAAGUUCAUUUUAAAAGCUACAGAAGCAAAUAGUUUGCGCUAUCCACGAAGGAGGCGGUACGGAAUAUAUACGUUGCAAAAUUGAAAGAAGAAUCCAUUUAAUUGACAUCGUUUUAUUUUUAAAAAAGGGCAUUAAAUGUUUUUGUUUUUUUUGUUAAAUGUGUUUUUUUGCGUUUUGUCGUGAGGGAUUUAAACCAGUAUCCAGCGGGCUAAGCAAAAUAGCUGGAUUGUCGAAGAACUGUGCAAGUUAGUGUGUUAAAAAGCUAAUUUGAACUACUUCUGUUCCGUUUUUGUUAACAUGGCAUUCUUUAACGGACCGAGGCUAUUAGACUGGGCGAAUUCACCUCCACACCUGCAGUUCAACAAAUACGUGCUGAAGGGAUACCGCCCAGUAUCUUCCGCCCAGGACUGUGUCAGGAGCCUGUUCUACCUCCACAACGAGCUGGGCAACAUUUACACACAUGGAAUCCCACUGCUCUGCUUCAUGGUGCUGCUCCCCUUCUCCAUCCCCUGGUCUCAGAUCAGCAUCACCUGGCUGGCUGUGGUUCACAUCCUGGCUUGCCUGUCCCCCCACAUAGGCUCUGUGCUCUACCACCUCUUCAUGAACCAUGAGGGCGGGGUACAGGUCUACCACACCCUGCUGGCCCUCGACAUGUGCGGCAUCUGCAUGAUCAACACAUUAGGAGCACUGCAUAUUGUCUACAUCACACUGCUAUGCUACCCCUCAAUCCGCAGCGCCGCCCUGCUGGCCUACAUCCUGCUGUCGGCCUACGGCAUCUACUGCGCGGUGACAGCACGGGACAGCAUGCGUCGCCUACGCUCCUUUGCCUGGCAGGCCCUGUUCCGCUUAACGCUCUUCCUGCUGCGCCGCCUCGGUCUGGGCGUCGGUAGUCCCAGUUCACUGCGGCACUUCAUCGCCAUGGACGCACUGGCUGUGCUAGGGGGGGUCAUCAACAUCAGCCGCUUCCCCGAGCGCCUCCGCCCGGGCUUCUUUGACUACUGGCUCAACAGCCACCAGAUCAUGCACGUGUUGGUGGUAGGUGCCAUUGUGUGCUUGCACUGGGGUGUGGUCGACGACCUCGUGUGGAUCAACGGGUACCUCUGUCCAUCAGACUGACAGCAAGGGCUGAGCAUGUUCUGCCUUAUGGCGGGAGAGCGAACUUGAUGAACUACAAAAGGGAAUAUUCCAUCCAUCCAUCCUUUUUGUUCCUUGUUAAUGUUCCGCUUACAUUUCUCAGGGUUACAUGGGGGACUGGAGAUGCUGGAGUACACCCAGGAGGGAUGCUGGUCCAUCAUACUGCGCAAUCACAAACUAUGGGUACUUUGGAAACACAACUGCACAUUGGGUGGUAACUAAUGUGGCCUAUGUAUGUUUUAGUUUGCUAUGCACAGCCUGUCACCCGGGCCCUGAUAUAUGGUUACAAAAAGGAUGGAUGGAUGGAUGGAUGGGCGAUUAUGCAGAAAUACCACACCUGUGGUUGGUAACCUUUUUUAAAAAAUAAUUACACCAGCAUUUGUUUACAUUACAGUUGUAAUUAAAUUUUUUGUACAGGGAAAAUGGUUCCCAAAAUCUACAGCUUCUCAUGGGUUCAUAAAACACUUAAAAACUUUAGAAUAACGGUAUAAUGUUUAUGUUUUUUCCCUGCUGGAUUUGCCAUGUCUUUGCUGGGGAAAUGGUCCUGAAGUCAUAACCAAAUCAAAUCAGAAGUACCGAGAUGAAAAUGAUACAAAACUGAAAGACCAGACACUGAGCUGUAGACUGAUGAUUCUCCUUUACUGUAUGUGUUGUCGGCAUAUUUUGCACUAAACUGUAUUAACGAGCGAUCACACUAAUUGAAAUUAAUCCUUAUCUGUAUGAUAUAAUAGUGGCUAUAAUUCAAUUAGUGAAAGGUCUUAUCUUGUUAAUGCUAUAGGGACAGAAUGAUUGUAAAAAAAACUUGUAUUGUAAUACACAAUAAGCGGCUUAAGUCUUCCACGUGGCACUUGUCUACUUUAACUAAUUUUACUGAACAACAGUAACUCAAACCUUAAAUAAGUAAUGGGACUAUGAGAUAAAUGUUUUUGGGGGACUAGCAAUAACAUUAAUGUAAGUGGUGCUAUGAUUUUCUUGCAGCUAAGCAAAAAAGACAAGCAAAAAUAUUUCUAAUCCCCUUAUUUAAAUCUCAGUACCUCCUGCCUUUGGAUAAAUUUAUUUAAAUGUAUAAAUGCAGAUCAUUGGAGUAAUUAUAGUUUAUCAAUUAGAUAUACAGCAUACUAUGGCUCUCUAAAGCAGCGUUUCCCGAUCUGGUCCUCGGGAACCUGUUCACGAUUUUGCUCCGGGGAACUGGCAGGGAGCAUGGACCCCAUCUGUGGGUCACCGAAGUCUGGGUUGGGAAACACUGAUAUAAAGAGUCCAAUGAUUUCCUUGAGAUAGAGCCAACCCAGAUUGAGUGGAUGAUGUGUGACAUCAGAGAAAAUGCUCUACUUGUAUGUGACAAGAAUGGUUAGUAGGGAUUCUUACAACAAUAGAUUAACAAGUCUAUCAUUGCUGUAAGAUUAAUAUUAUUUUUCAUAUAAAGUUUCCACUGUGAAGAAAAAAAAACUCGGAUUGAGAACUGGACAGAGAUAAUUCUAUAAGAAACUAAGUUGUUACGUUCUUUAAAAGGCUUCAGAAUCAAAUUAAAAACAAACACAUUUUAAUCGGCUUAUGUAUUUUGCUGAAUUUAUACGUCAUCAUUAAACCUUAGUUUUCUAAUGUGUACAUUACACAGUCAUGCCAUUAACUGAAGAACUUUGUGCACAACAAUGUUAUUCGUCUUUCUAACAGCAUAGUUUUGUGCUUUCUGGCUAAAAUGUCAGGUGAAAGGUAAUUAAAUGGCGCCCCCCAGUGGUAUUCUGUAUUGUGGCGAUUAAAACAGACUGUGCCAAAGCAUUUUCAGAGCUGAGAAAGGGAAAGAAGCAAAACAUUCCAAGCAUGUUCAGAAAUGCUAUUUUCUGAUCGUGGUUUCCGCUCGGUAUGCAGCACAGAAGUGGAAGCUGUUCUGCAUACUAUAUGUUUUGUCCUGGUUACAUUUAAAAUAAAAAGAUGAAAGACUGAAUUACACAAAAGUGAGAAUGACAGAUCAUACCAGAUUAAAGGGCAUAAUUAAGCUAAGGUUCUGCAUUUUCUU
Brienomyrus brachyistius is the source of this 3375-nucleotide messenger RNA. RefSeq names its product progestin and adipoQ receptor family member 4-like. Bases 525 to 1343 code for a protein of 272 amino acids. Gene Ontology annotation, cellular component: membrane. The record is from RefSeq and is a predicted model, not a curated record. The transcript is spliced from 3 exons. Gene Ontology annotation, molecular function: signaling receptor activity. Lineage: Eukaryota; Metazoa; Chordata; Actinopteri; Osteoglossiformes; Mormyridae.